Molecule: messenger RNA, 1056 nt
Organism: Syzygium oleosum
Lineage: Eukaryota; Viridiplantae; Streptophyta; Magnoliopsida; Myrtales; Myrtaceae
Product: ribonuclease 1
Exons: 4
Coding region: 108-788 (226 amino acids)
Biological process (GO): RNA catabolic process
Cellular component (GO): extracellular region
Molecular function (GO): ribonuclease T2 activity; RNA binding
Source: RefSeq, a predicted model, not a curated record
UUCCUGGCAUUCAUGUCCUAAUUACAAUCACACUACUUCAUCAUCAACCACCCUCUUUGAGACUCCAGUGAGAGAGAGAGAGAGAGAGAGAGAGAGGGGUGUCAGAGAUGAUGAAGUUUCAACGUUCGAUUGUGAUCAAUCUCGUGUUACUACAGUGCCUAGCGAUCCUCGUUGCGUCGCAAAGCUUUGAUUUCUUUUACUUCGUUCAGCAGUGGCCGGGGUCGUACUGCGACACAAAGCAGUCUUGUUGCUAUCCGACCACUGGGAAGCCGGCAGCGGAUUUCGGGAUUCACGGGCUCUGGCCUAAUUACCAGGACGGCUCAUACCCUUCCAACUGCGAUCCGGACAGCCCCUUCAACCCGUCCGAGAUAUCAGACCUCAAAAGUAGCAUGCAGAGGAGCUGGCCAACACUGGCAUGCCCAAGCGGCGACGGCCAACAGUUCUGGUCGCACGAAUGGGAGAAACACGGUACCUGCUCGGAGUCUGUCCUUGAUCAACACGCUUACUUCAAAUCGACUCUCGGCCUCAAACAGAAGGUUAACCUCCUCCAAGCACUGAGAAGCUCAGGAAUAACACCAGGAGGCUCGUACAGCUUAAAGAGCAUAAAGGACGCGAUCACGGAAGCAGCAGGGUACACUCCUUGGAUCGAGUGCAACAAGGACUCGUCAGGGAAUUACCAGCUUUACCAGAUUUACCAGUGCGUCGACACUUCCGGGUCCAAACUAAUCGAAUGUCCAGUGUUUCCUAAGGGCGCAUGCUCUUCGGAGAUCGAGUUCCCUUCUUUCUAGAACUUAAAUAUGCGGUUGGUGUCGCGUCGUGUCAGGCUAUAAGCAUCUGUUGCUCUGCUUCAUUCGCAUAAUUCUCGAAACGUGACUCCAUCCAAUUCUUUCACAUGAUAUCGUCACUAGUAUAGGCCUUAAUAACAUGGCUAAUGUACGUAGCCUCUUCAGCAAAUGGCCAUGUCUACGUCGAUUUCGUUGCUUCAGACAUUGUAUCAUCUGAGCAUGCUUUAACCGAAAAGCCAGAAAGAACGUAGCGUCUCGUGAACUUUCUCAA